Messenger RNA from Spizellomyces punctatus DAOM BR117, 2004 nucleotides. RefSeq names its product tetratricopeptide repeat protein 26, variant. Gene Ontology annotation, biological process: intraciliary transport involved in cilium assembly; intraciliary anterograde transport. The record is from RefSeq and is a predicted model, not a curated record. The transcript has 12 exons. The coding region runs from base 334 to 1752 and encodes 472 amino acids. Gene Ontology annotation, cellular component: intraciliary transport particle B; ciliary basal body; ciliary base. Gene Ontology annotation, molecular function: intraciliary transport particle B binding; protein binding. Lineage: Eukaryota; Fungi; Chytridiomycota; Chytridiomycetes; Spizellomycetales; Spizellomycetaceae.
UCGUUUCAAGAUGGUAAUUCACAAGCAUCCACACGUUAUGUUUUGCCUAUCUACAAGAUAACCAAUUGGCGGGGUAGAUGUUAUCACGAGUUAAACCCGCCGUCAGUACGGGACCGGGGGGGACAGCAGGCGGCAUCGUAAACAUUGACAAGAAAAAGAAAGCGCCAAAACUGGAAGAUUUUGUUGAGAGUAGAGACUUCACAGGAGCGAUUACCCUUUUGGAGUUCAACGCAGCGGCUGGAAAACAAGAUCAAGAUACGUUGGCAUGGCUUGGAUAUGCCGCGUUUCAUUUGAGUGAUUAUAAAAAGGCCAUGGAGGAAGACGUACCAAGCAAUGUUGCAAGACCCGAAAUGUGAUCCUUUGGUGCAUCUUUAUCUCGGAUGUUGCUAUUUCUUCUUGGGAAUGUAUAGGGAGGCAGACGAGGAGGCUCAGAAAGGACCUACCUGCAAAUUACAGAACAGACUUCUUUUUCACCUAUCCCACAAAUUUAAUGACGAGAAACGCUUGAUGGGGUACCAUCAGAAUCUUCAGGAUGUGAUUGAGGAUCAGCUGAGCUUGGCGUCUAUCCAUUACCUUCGAAGCCACUACCAAGAAGCGAUAGAUAUUUACAAGCGGAUACUGGUUGAGCAUCGAGAAUAUCUGGCCAUAAACGUCUACAUUGCCAUGUGCUACUACAAGCUUGACUACUACGACGUCUCGCAGGAAGUCCUAUCUGUCUACCUGCAACAGUAUCCGGACAGCGUGGUUGCCAUCAACCUCAAAGCGUGCAAUCAUUUCCGACUGUACAAUGGAAAGGCCGCAGAACAAGAAUUCAAAGCAAUGACCGAGAAAAUGUCACCCCAUUUCCACUUUGCAGAGGAUCUGAUAAAGCAUAAUUUGGUUGUCUUUCGAAAUGGUGAAGGUGCCCUGCAGGUUUUUCCACCUCUUCUGGACGUUAUUCCCGAAGCUAGAUUGAAUCUCGUAAUAUACCACUUGCGAAAUAACGACAUCAUCGCCGCUUUCAAUCUAAUGAAGGAUGUCGAGCCAUCCACACCCCAGGAAUACAUCCUGAAAGGGAUCGUCAAUGCGGCACUCGGCCAAGAACAAGAAUCUCGAGAGCAUCUCAAAAUUGCACAGCAAUACUUUCAACUGGUGGGAGGAUCGGCGAGCGAGUGUGACACAAUACCCGGGAGGCAGUGCAUGGCUUCUUGCUUCUUUUUGCUGAAGCAGUUUGAGGAUGUUUUGAUAUAUUUGAAUUCCAUCAAGGGAUACUUUUACAAUGACGAUACCUUUAAUUACAACUAUGCACAAGCCAAAGUGGCAACUGGAGCGUACGAGGAAGCUGAAGAGAUACUGUUGACAAUACAAAAUGAGAAGUGCAAAAAUGACUAUGCAUAUUUGAGCCAUUUAGCGCGAUGCUAUGUCAUGAACAAGAAACCUCGACUUGCCUGGGAACUAUACCUCAAAAUGGAGACUUCAAGUGAAUCCUUCAGUCUACUUCAACUCAUAGCCAACGAUUGCUACAAGAUGACCCAAUAUUACUACUCAGCGAAAGCAUUCGACGUAUUAGAACGCCUCGACCCCAACCCGGAAUAUUGGGAUGGAAAACGAGGCGCUUGCAUAGGCGUAUUCAAGCAAGUAGUGCAAGGGGAAGAACCAAAAGAGUUGCUACGGGAUGUAGUUACAAUGUUGAGAAAUACGGCCAAUCCGCAGGUGGAAUAUAUCAUUAGGAUUGUCAAGAAGUAUGCAAAAGAUAAUCGGAUACCAUUGUGAGCUGUGCAAGUUAGUACAAUAGUGGAAAGUUGCAUGUCCGUUCUUUGUAUACACAAUUUGGGUGUAACUGUUCAGUGUCGUGGCAUUGUAAAAACGCAGACAUCAAGCUAUAACUUCUCUAGCAGUUAGCGUCCUUCUUACACAUCCUCCUUACACAGAGUUUGGACUGCUAGUGUAUUGUAUCAUCGAAAUCAUGCAACAGCGAAUAGAUGGAAUGAUGGAAGGUGGACAGGAAGAAAUCACACUCUUCAA